ACAAUACAUCUGGAACGAUAACUCCUAUAGGUUUGUCAAGGAAGACACAAAAAUAGACACGAAGUUAGACAACAAAGGUUUACGCAAAGUAAAUAAGGAGACAUAAAGACAGACAUUGUUAUUCAUUGACAAGCUUCUGAAACAUUCAAGCUCAUGGUUACUGCUACGCCCCCUACAAUUACGUCUUUUUCCCAACCAAUAGUCUCAAAAGGAUUAGGAAAAUUUAUCUGACAACCUUGGUUUGAGGCUCCUAUUCAAGGCAUUGUUUAUUUUACCGUUGAAAGUUUCAACCGGUGUAAGUAAUAAAUCUUUCCGAAACCUGUCUUUAGAGGACUGAGCACGGCACGACUGUCGGAGGCCCGUUCAUUGCGAACUUUAAUUAUUCAAAAUGGCCGCGGUCAUUGUUGCUGAUGAAAGUUACGGAGAAGACUCUCUUCGCACACAAUAUUCACUUUUGUAUGAUACAAAUCAGUUGAAACAAGAAAAGUUAUACAAAGAUGAUAGCUAUACUUCUUUUAAUAAAUUUAUUAAGGAUGCUUUUCUCCCUCGAGGUUACCCCACCAGUGUCAGCAGUGAUUAUCGAGAGUAUCAAAUUUGGGAUACUUGUCAGGCAUUUUGCUCAUCCAUUAUUGCUGCCCUAGCUGCGCAAGCCAUGCUUCAAGCUUAUGGUGUUGGUGAUGAAAAUGCAACAAUUCUAGCUGCUACUUUUACAUGGCUUUUGAAAGAUGGCACAGGAAUGGUUGGCAAGAUUAUAUUUACAUGGAUGAAAGGAACUGAGCUAGAUUGCCAUGCAAAAAAGUGGAGAUUAGUAGCAGAUGUCAUCAAUGAUCUUACAUAUUUUAUUGAGCUCCUGGCUCCAAGAUUCAAAGAUUAUUUUCUUGUCUUUGCUUGUAUGUCAAGCUUAUGCAGGUCUUUGGUUGGUGUUUGUGGUGGUGCUACAAGAGCUGCAUUGACUCAACAUCAAGCUUGCAUGGACAACAUGGCUGAUGUGUCUGCAAAAGAUGGAAGUCAGGAGACAAUGAUCAAUCUUGUUGCCUUCGUUGUCAAUCUUCUUCUUGUUCCUAUGGUUACUGGUCAUGAAAGUGUUAUUUGGCUGCUGUUUGUCAUUUUUACGUUUCUUCACCUUUAUUGCAACUUUCGUGCUGUGUCAGCUGUCGUUAUGGACACAAUCAACUCGACUCGUAUGCAUUUAUUAGUAGAAAAUUUUAUUAAAAAUGGCGAAGUUCUCACUCCAAAAGAUAUCUCAGCCACUGAGCCCAUUCUCACCACCAGUUCAAACUGUCUACAUGUUCAACUUGGAUGUCGAUUUUCUGAUGUUGUUUCCAGUGUUCAUGAUUAUUAUGCAACAUUACAAAACUCAAAAACGAGUCUGUAUUUGAUGAAAUUGGAUAUUUCAAGAAACUUUAAAUCAGGAUCAGUAAAUGUUGUUCUUCAUAGAAAUAUAGAUUCAAGAGAUUUACUGCAAUGCUAUUUCCAAAUUGCAGUCAUGGAUUUAAUAAUAAGAACACCAGAAUUAAAAGAAACAAUUAAAAUAAUGGACAGACAAAGUCAGUUUUUACUGAAUGAUUUAUGUCUUUACUGGCAAGAAAUAUUUCGUUAUAAAGAAUUUCCUACUCAAGCAUCUUUGGAUGUUGUGGCACAAUUAUACAGAUUCACUGUUGAAAUAUUCCCAAAGUUUAUCAAGGCCUUAGAGUCCAAGGGUUGGGUAACUUUAAGGAACCAUCUUGGACCCAAUGAGUGGCGUUCUGACUGGACUGCACAUGGUAGCUAGUGAAGUCAUUUAGCAAAAACAUGUAAAGUCAUUCUGAGCAUGUAUUCAUUUUCUUUUGAGUGGGGAUUUAACAUAACGUCAAAAAUCACAAAGAAUUUAAAUGCAUUGUGCGAGUUUAGCCCAGAACAAAAUGAAAUGUUUGCUAUUUGCGAUGACUCUGUGUUCAAAGAUUAAACAUUUUUUAUACGCAAUCGCACAAAAUUAUCGGCAAUAAGCUCUUAAUCAAAAUUUCAAAAAAGAAAUAAAACAAAAGUACAUUUGUAUAA
This is a messenger RNA of Xenia sp. Carnegie-2017, 2037 nucleotides long. Its product is annotated as RUS family member 1-like. The transcript has 14 exons. The record is from RefSeq and is a predicted model, not a curated record. The coding region runs from base 389 to 1771 and encodes 460 amino acids. NCBI's taxonomy places the organism in Eukaryota, Metazoa, Cnidaria, Anthozoa, Malacalcyonacea, Xeniidae.